AUGGUCAAAAAGGAUGCCGGUGGAUGGAGGAUGUGUGUCGACUUCACCGACCUUAACAAGGCAUGCCCCAAAGAUUGCUACCCUCUACCGAGGAUCGACGCCCUCGUCGACUCGGCAAUGGGACACGAGAUCCUCUGCUUCCUAGAUGCCUUCAAAGGCUAUCACCAAAUAGGAAUGAGUGAGGAAGACCAAGAAAAAACGGCAUUUUACACCGACCAAGGUGUCUACUGCUAUACCACCAUGCCAUUCGGGUUAAAAAACGCCGGGGCGACCUAUCAAAGGCUGAUCAACCGCCUUUUCAAAAAUCAGAUCGGCCGAAAUGUGGAGGCCUACGUGGACGAUAUUCUCGUCAAAAGCUUAACCACCUCGGCCUUCUUGUCGGAUGUGAAGGAGGUCUUCGGCGUCCUCCGCGACUCAAGGAUGAAGUUAAACCCCAAGAAGUGCGUCUUUGGUGUCACCUCAGGAAAGUUCCUGGGGUAUUUAGUUUCCCACCGGGGAAUCGAGGCCAACCCCGACAAGGUCAAGGCCAUUCAAGAUAUGUCCCCACCUCGGAACCUCCGAGAAGUCCAGAGGCUGAAUGGACGCCUGGCUGCACUGAACCGCUUCCUAUCCCAGUCCGCAGAAAAAGCUUUGCCCUUUUUUAAGGUGUUUAAGAAGGCCGAUCAGUUCACCUGGACUGAGGAGUGUCAGGCUGCCUUCGACAAGCUGAAGCUGUACCUGCACCACCUACCCACCCUCGCUUCACCUCGGCCCGAGGAGAAGCUGUACCUCUACCUCUCUGCAGCGGACGAAACUGUCAGCGCUGUGCUCAUCAGGGAUGAGGGCACUCAAGUGCCGGUCUACUAUAUACUGGUGCGGCCCGAGGCCUCCGGACGCCUCACUAAGUGGGCCGUUGAGUUGGGGGAAUACGACCUGUCGUAUGAGCCGCGCACCGCCAUAAAGGCUCAAGCCUUAGCCGACUUCUUGGCCGAGCUCACCUUCACGGAAGGUCGGGAGUCCACCUUCGCCCUAACCGAAGUGUCCACCCCACACCUGUGGAUGUUGUAUGUGGACGGGUCCUCUAAUGGGGAUGGGAGUGGAGCAGGACUGCUCCUGGAGGGCCCCCAAGGAGAAGUGUGCUCGUAUGCCCUCCGCUUUGACUUCCCGGCCACCAACAAUGAAGCCGAAUAUGAGGCCUUAAUCGCGGGACUCCAACUAGCCCGCAGGCUCGGUGCACAGCGGAUUCACGUCCGCAGCGACUCCCAACUCGUAGUAUGCCAAGUCCUUGGUGAGUAUGAGCCCAAGGAUGAAACCAUGCAACGGUAUCUAUCCAAAGUCCACCAACUCAUUGCGUAUUUUGAGUCUUUCGACAUCCAAAGAAUCCCCCGCUCCCAAAAUAGGCGCGCCGACGCUCUGUCCCGGCUGGCCUCCACAUCAUUCUCCGAUCUCAACAAAACUGUUUUAGUGGAAGUGUUGGACGAGCCGGGAUACAUGGAAGAGGUGGCCUGCCCCGUGCACUCGGAAGAUAUUUGGAUGAAUCCGUUCAUCCACUUCUUAGGGCAGGGAGUCCUCCCCGAGGACAGAGCCGAGGCGAGAAAGAUUCAACGCAAAUCUGCUCGGUACGCGCUCCGCGAUGGAGAGCUGUAUAAACGCCCAUACCUUGGCCCAUGGCUAAGGUGCAUUACCCCCGAGGUAGGACGCCAGGUCCUCCAUGAGAUACACGAAGGCCUGUGCGGGGCUCACGUCGGCCACAGGAUGUUAGCCAGGAAGACCUUACUUCUUGGGUAUUUCUGGCCUUCUCUUCGACAAGAUGCCCAAAAUCUUGUUCUCAGUUGCCCAUCCUGCCAAGUCCAAGCCCCUGAUCUUCACCAACCCUCGAACUUCAUGAUUCCAAUCACCUCACCCUGGUCGUUUGAGCAAUGGGGGACAGACAUCAUCGGUCCUUUCCCUAAAGCGGUCGGGGGCUAUACCUUCCUGGUAAUCAUCUCGGACAAUGGGAGACAGUUUGCCGAGAACCCAUUUAAGACUUGGUGCGAGAACCUUGGCAUCAAGCAACACUUCACUUCGGUAGGCCACCCUCAGGCCAAUGGUCAAGCAGAAAAUUUUAACCGAACUCUCUUGCAUGGCCUCAAGAUUCGACUACACCGAGCUGGGUCAUCUUGGGUGGAGGAACUCCCCAGUGUUCUGUGGUCAUAUCGGACCACGCCGAAGUCAUCCACGCAAGAGACUCCCUUCUCCUUGACCUAUGGAGCCGAGGCUGUCAUUCCUGCUGAGCUCCUCACACCCAGUCCUCGGCUGACAGCCUAUGUAGCCGAGGUGAAUGGAGAAGAGAGGCAGUUUGAUCUCGACCUCAUCGACGAGAAAAGAGACCUUGCCUCAGCUCGGAUAGCUUCCUACAAGAACACCCUGGCCCACUACUACAAUGCCCGCGUCAAGCAUCGGCGAUUCCUGCCAUGA
Messenger RNA from Coffea arabica (coffee), 2436 nucleotides. The record is from RefSeq and is a predicted model, not a curated record. Lineage: Eukaryota; Viridiplantae; Streptophyta; Magnoliopsida; Gentianales; Rubiaceae.